AUGUGUGCGCGGAGAGAGGAGGACACCUGCUGCCGACCCGCUCCCUCGUCGGGGCGCUCCCUGGGGCGGCUCUGUGGGGUUUGGCGCUGCCGGAGGAGGGCGAGCGGCCGCCUCGCACUGCCUCCCUCCCUCCGGUGCGCGGGGAGCCGUUUCCAGCGCCUCGUCCGCCCUGUCGGGGGCUCCGCCGCCGCUACCUCUCCCUCAGCGCCGACCCCCAUCCACCCGGCCUUCUCCCACCACCUCGCCGCCACCUACGGCACCGGCGCUUACGCCGGGCCCCUCUACUCCUUUCCCCGCGCCGUCGGCGACUACACGCACGCACUGAUCCGCCAGGACCCCCUGGGAAAGCCGCUGCUGUGGAGCCCCUUCAUCCAGCGGCCGCUGCAUAAGAGGAAGGGUGGGCAGGUGCGCUUCUCCAACGAGCAGACCAUCGAGCUGGAGAAGAAGUUUGAGACGCAGAAAUAUCUCUCCCCACCCGAGAGGAAGCGCUUGGCCAAGCUGCUGCAGCUCAGCGAGCGCCAGGUCAAAACGUGGUUCCAGAACCGCAGAGCCAAAUGGAGGCGCCUGAAGCAGGAGAACCCCCAGGCCACCAAAAAAGAGGAGGCGGAAGGCACCGGCGAUCACGGUGACCCGCGAACGGAGGGCAGCCCCAGCCCCGCUGGAGGGGGCGAGGCCGAGCCGCAGGACAGCCCCUCGGCCGCCUCGCAGGAAGACCCCGAGUCCGACGUCUCUGACGACUCCGACCAGGAGGUGGAUAUCGAGGGCGACAAAGGCUUCUACAGUGCCACAUGCUGACGGCCCGCGGGCACGGAGCCGAGCUCGGCUUGCACUGUCCCGGGACUGCAGGAAGGAGGAUUUUAUGAUGGGAAAGGACUUUCACCAUUCCGCUGAAAGACAAAGAAGCACAAACGGACUUGUUCUAUAAUAAUCUGAGAAAGAAAAGAUGUAUGUUCUGCAAAAGAUCCGGUUUUUGGCAGAUCUCUGAUUUGAUUAUAGGGACUAAUCGGUGGUUUGUAUUUACUGUAUAAGAUCUAUGUGUACAUUGAUUGGUGCUCUGACUGGGACACAGCGCUGUGCCCAUCUCUGGCUGCUGGAAACCACCUCCUCCCCCCCAGCUCAUGUGGUGGGGGAGCGCAGAGGGCAGGACCCAGGACCGUGCCUUUGUGUGUGCAAACGAAUGUGCUUUAAAUGGAUUAACUUAAGUGACCUUUGCAGGCAGAGAAAUGUAUUCUAUGCCAUAUAGAGGGAUUGGAGCAUCCCGACAGUGCCUUACCCCACACAGGACCUGCUGCUGCUCUCCCCCCCCCCUCCCAGCGGGAUCUCCCCCAGACUGGGCAGAGGCUGUGGCCACGUUCAGUUUUGCUCUUGAUGGAAUGAAAUGUCCCUCAUCGCAUUUUGGAGGACUUUCCCCAACAGUCUGUGUGGUUCCAUUUGCAGGGA
Meleagris gallopavo (turkey) is the source of this 1440-nucleotide messenger RNA. It is a transcript of the gene HHEX, whose product is annotated as hematopoietically expressed homeobox. Gene Ontology annotation, biological process: regulation of transcription by RNA polymerase II; cell differentiation. NCBI's taxonomy places the organism in Eukaryota, Metazoa, Chordata, Aves, Galliformes, Phasianidae. Gene Ontology annotation, molecular function: DNA-binding transcription factor activity, RNA polymerase II-specific; RNA polymerase II cis-regulatory region sequence-specific DNA binding. The record is from RefSeq and is a predicted model, not a curated record.